UCUACCAAUUCUUUAGCUCAGUCAUUAGAUGCCAUCCUCCAUCCACCCAUCUACAACUCCUUCCCUCCUCUUCGUCCAUCCGUCCAUCUGUCUGUCAUUUGUUCUGUCACAAUGCGGCGCUUGGUUGUCUGCAGUCUGUUGAUGCUGUUGAGUGUAUCAGUCCAUUGUCAGACUCAGAAUGCCAUCUGUGAGAUCUUCACUAAAACCAAGGAAGAUGGAUUCCAAUCCCUGGUUCUGGUUGGGCUCGCUCAAAAUCUUCCCAACAGUGAGUUAGGUGACACAGAGCCCCUGAUAAAGGAAGCUGUAGCCAUGGCCGUUAAAUGCUGCUCGGACGCUCCUUCAGAGGACUGCAACUGGGACAUGGCAGAUCUAUUUCGGAGUGCUCUUUGUUCCUCUGAAUCCCUGAUCAUGAAGAACAACCUGACACACUGCUGUGAGAAGACUGGCGCUGAGAGGGCUGAAUGCUUCGUGGAUCACAAGUCCAAGAUCCCCCAGGACCUGUCUCUUACUGUUGAGGUGCCUGCUGCAGAUCAGUGUGGAGACUUCUACAAGGACACCAAGGCUUUUAUCAAGAGGUUCCUGUUCACCUUCUCCAAGCAUAACCCGAGGAUGCUCCCACAUGUGUCCAUGUUGAUCAGUAAGGAUUAUAGAGAGGUUCUGACUAAAUGCUGUGGAGAUGCCGAGGCUCAGACCUGCUUGGACAACAAGAAAUCUGCUUUCCAACACGGCGUCAGGAAACGUGUUCAUGACCUGAAUUCCAUUUGCAUCGUCCACAAGAACUACGGAGAAGGUGUUGUCAAAGCCAGGAAGACAAUCGAGUACAGCCAAAAGGUACCUCAGGCCUCGUUCCAGGAGAUAGUGAACAUGGUAGACCAGGUCGUCGCCACGUAUCCUCCCUGCUGCAGUGGAAACAUGGCCAAAUGCAUUAAGAAAAGAAAAGAGCUGGGAGAUAGGAUAUGUUCUGAUGAGAGUCUGGUGUCCCGCACGGUGGGUCUGGCUGCAUGCUGUAAGGAGAACAUCACCCAGAGGGGGGCCUGUGUGACCAAGAUGAAGCCUGAUCCUAAGCCAGAUGACCUUUCCGAGCACUACGACCUGCACGCUGACAUAGGAGAAAUCUGCAACAACUUCACCAAGGAUCCUUACCACACUCUCAGGAAGUUGAUCUAUGAGGUCUCUGCGCGUCACCCUGAGUCUUCUCAGCAGCUGAUCCUGAGGUACAGCCAGAUGGCUGAGCAGGCCUUCCUCCAGUGCUGCGACAAGGAGGACCAUCCGGACUGUGUCAAAACCUCUUUGGCCGAUCUUGACCUUCAUAAGAACAUCACCAAUGACAAUAACGAAUUCAAGUUAUUGUGUGCCGCAGAGACCGCCACUGGAGAAGACAAAUUCGAGAGGAGAAUGUUUGUCUAUUACACCAAGUUAAUGCCCCAGGCCUCCUUCGACCUUCUCCAUCGGGUGUCUGAGACCGUCCAUGGUAUCGUCCAUGACUGCUGCCAUAAUAAACCAGGCCACUCUGACCUGCACUGUAUAGAGGAGAAGCUUACCAACACCCUUGAUGUCAUGUGUCAUAACAAUGACCCCUCCUCCAUUAACCCUCGCAUCACCCACUGCUGUAACCAGUCCUACGCCAUGAGGAGGCCCUGUGUUUUGGCCAUGGAGCCUGAUACAGAGUUCACGCCCCCGGAGCUAGAUCCAAAGAACUUCAGCAUGGGUCCCGAGCUCUGCAACCCCCAAAAAAAGGAGGCCAUGGUAUCAAUGAAGAAGCUGUUGUAUGGUCUGGUGAGACAUAAGAUCACCAUCACUGAGGAUCAGAUGAAGACCAUCACUUCUAACUAUGACAUUAUGAAGGACAAGUGCUGUGCUGCUGAGGACAAAGCAUCCUGUUUCAAAGAACAGGCACCAAAGCUGAUAUCUGAGAGUGCAGAGCUGCUCAAGGUUUAAUACAUUCAGGUCCAAGGCACUAAAUUACGAGGACAUGAGGUCUUGGCCCACACCUCCGGAGUACCAGGC
Esox lucius (northern pike) is the source of this 2007-nucleotide messenger RNA. Its product is annotated as serum albumin 2. The record is from RefSeq and is a predicted model, not a curated record. Gene Ontology annotation, cellular component: cytoplasm; blood microparticle. The transcript has 16 exons. Lineage: Eukaryota; Metazoa; Chordata; Actinopteri; Esociformes; Esocidae. Bases 112 to 1938 code for a protein of 608 amino acids. Gene Ontology annotation, biological process: transport.